AUGAAGGGGUUGGCGACGGCCUCCCGGGGGAUUUCCUUGUCGGGGACGGAGGAAGCCUCAGUCUUUGGCACCGGCUUUAAAACAGGCCUUGCAAAUCCCCAAGGCAAAUGCCCUCGAAAGCGCUUUGGCGGUAAAGCGGCUCUUGCCCCGUCUGGCGUCAAGCUCGACCAGGAAGAAGGUCCAGCGCCCAUGACCGUCUUCGUUGAACAUGUAAGGCAUCUCUUAAAUCUGACGGACGGACGGACAAAACCCGUCGUCGAGCGGGCUGCUCUUGGUGCAGGGCGGAUUGGCUCCGGGUUUCAGUCCGACCCUUACGGGAGCUUCCUGGCAGGCCUCGCCUCCCGGGAUCCAGAGAGACCGGGCGGCUCAGAGGGGUCCCCCACGGUGCCCCCCACGCCUGAACAGCUCGAGCACGACACCCGCUUUGUCACCACGGCGCCCACCCUGAAACUCCUCAACCACCACCCUCUCCUGGAAGACUUCCUCCAUGAAACGCUGCUGAAGAAAGACUACCUGCGCCAGAUUCCCUUCCUGGCUGCCGGCUUGGUCGGCCCGGGUCCCGUACUGCCCAGCGCUGACCUUGCCCCAGUGACCACGAACCGCCCGCCCGAGCCAGGCCGGCGGCCGACCCUCCCUGAGGCCACCACCCCGCCCAUGACGCCGACGCCGGUCCCCACGUUCCCCAGGGACGACAAAACAGACGAGGCGGAUUCGGCGAGGGCCCCCGAAAUGGCCAAACCAGCUUUCACUGCCAACCUGCUGACCACAGCCGUGGGGCGCCUGGUGCCAUGGUCCGAGCCAGGCCAGGACGCUCCAAAGAGCCGUCUCGUCUCCGGUCAGAUGCAGACGCCCAUCACCCCCGUCCCGGGGAGCCUUCCCAAAUCAGAUCGGGCUGCCUCCGUCUCGUUAUCCGGAGACACCCCGACUGCCCCCACGGGACAGCCAGAGGUGGCCACCGUCCACACCAUCUCUGGGGAGGAGGAUGAAACUACCACGACCACCAUCACCACCACCACGGUUGUGACCACGUCACCGGCAGCAGGUCCGUGCAGCUGGAACCUCACCGGCCCCCAAGGAUCCCUGGCUUCUCCCCUGCCAUCGAGCAUCCCUUACGAGGGAGGGGUCCUCGACUGCUCCUACAGCAUCUCCGUCUACCCUGGUUAUGGAGUCGAGAUCCGGGUCCAAAACAUCAGCCUGAGAGAAGGCGAGACCGUCACUGUGGAGACGCUGGGCGGCCUGGAGCCGGUCGCCCUGGCCAACGAAUCCUUCCUCAUGAGGGGCCAAGUGAUCCGUGGGCCGACGAAUCAGGUGGUGGUGCGCUUCCAGAGCCCUGCGCCCGCCAACCCGGGAAGCUUCCACUUCCACUUCGAAGCGUACCUGCUGAGCUGCGUCUUCCCGGUGCGGCCCGCCUACGGAGACCUCUCCGUCACCAGCGUGCACCCAGGUGGCCACGCCUGCUUCUCCUGUGCCACCGGCUACCAGCUGGUGGGCCAGCACUGCCUCGCCUGCCUCAACGGCACCCACCCCUUCUGGAGCGCCCGGGAGCCCACGUGCGCAGCGGCCUGUGGCGGGGUGAUCCGCAACGCCACCACCGGGCGCCUCGUGUCCCCAGGCUUUCCCGCCAACUACAGCAACAACCUGACCUGCCACUGGCUUCUGGAAGCCCCACCUGGGCAGCGCCUCCACCUCCAUUUCGAGAAGGUCUCGCUAGCCGAGGAUGAUGACAGACUCAUCAUCCGGAACGGGAACCACAUCGAGGCCCCCCCGGUGUACGACUCCUACGAAGUAGAAUACCUCCCCAUCGAGGGGCUGGUCAGCACGGCACGAGGCUUCUUCGUCGAGCUGACCACGGACAGCAGCGGCGUGGCGGCCGGCGUGGCUCUGCGCUACGAGGCCUUUGAACCCGGGCACUGCUACGAACCCUUCGUGAAGUAUGGGAACUUUACCACCAGCGACGCCACCUACGCUGUGGGCACCACCGUGGAGUUCGCCUGCGAGGCUGGCUACACUCUGGAGCAAGGGUCGGUCAUCAUCGAGUGCGUUGACCCUGACAAUCCCCAGUGGAAUGAGACAGAGCCAGCCUGCCGAGCGGUCUGCAGCGGGGAGAUCACCGACUCGGCAGGUGUGGUUUUGUCCCCCAACUGGCCGGAGCCCUACGGAAAAGGUCAGGACUGCAUCUGGGGCCUGCACGUCGAAGAAGACAAGCGGAUCAUGCUGGACAUUCACGUAUUACGCCUUGGCCAGGGAGACAUGCUCACUUUCUAUGAUGGGGACGACUUGACGGCCCGCAUCCUGGGCCAGUACUCGGGCCCUCACCGGCGAUUCAAGCUGUACACCUCCAUGGCGGACGUCACCAUCCAGUUCCAGUCCGAUCCUGGGAGCAGCGCCCUCGGUUACCAGCAGGGUUUUAUCAUCCACUUUGCUGAGGUGCCCCGGAACGACACCUGUCCGGAACUCCCGGAAAUCCCCAACGGCUGGAAAACCACGUCCCACCCGGAGCUGAUCCACGGCACGGUGGUGACCUACCACUGCUACCCCGGCUACGAGCUGGUGGGCACCGAACUGCUGAUGUGCCACUGGGACCUGAUGUGGAGCGGAGACCUGCCGUCCUGCCAGAGAAUGACCACAUGUCAGGACCCGGGCAACGUGGAACACAGCCGGCGCAUAGUCUCUGCCAGCAACUUCCCUGUCGGCUCUACGGUCCAGUUCAUCUGUGACAAAGGAUAUGCCCUGGCAGGGAGCACCGAGAUGGUCUGCCAUGACCGGCAAGCCGGGGGCCCCAAAUGGAGCGACCGCCUCCCCAAAUGCAUACCCGAGGUCUAUGAACCCUGUCGCAAUCCAGGCGUCCCCGAUCACGGCGCGCAGAACCCCGAAAGGCGGGUGUACCAGGCAGGGGCCACGCUGCGUUUCUCUUGCCUGGCCGGCUACGUCCUCCUGGGCGACGCCGUCCUGCGCUGUGUGCCAGGGCACCCUUCGCAGUGGAGUGGCCCCCCACCGAUCUGCAAGGCCGCUUCCCGUGAUGAGUUUUACACCAACCGCAACCUGGACGCAGUGGCCAAAGUGGCACAGGCGAAAAACCCUCUGCAAGGCACCAACGUGGCAUUUGCCAUCUUCCUACCCGUGGCUGCCGUGGCACUCCUGUUGGGGGUGGUCUACCUCUUCAUCUCACGGCAUCAAGCCAAGCCGUCGCUCCAGCUGCCCCUCUCCAGCUCACCCCCCUACAACCACAUCACGGUCGAUUCGGCGUUUGAUAACCCCACCUAUGAGACCGGAGAGAUGCGGGAGUAUGAAGUUUCCAUCUAGGGCGGGCGCCGCCCUCCGGCAGGGGUGAUUGGAGGGGGAGCCCCCCCCCGCUUCCGAAAACUGUCACCAGCCUCUGACGGAUCCCCUUUCCUCCCGGUGAACAACCGAAUGACUCUCUCUCUCUCUCUCGGCUGGCUGACCCCCUCCGUCCACCUCCACAGCAGAGAAGGACCUGUAAAUACGAUUGCUUCUCCCCUCAAGAUGGACUUUGGGGUGUUUUUUUGGGGGGGGGGAAGAGAAUUAUCAGAACAAUUAGCCAUGGGCGGCUUGCACGCGUCUGCUCUCUCUUUCUCUCCUCCCUUCCUUCUUGAAGGUUUCCCUUAUCCUCUGUCUGGGCCUCUCCCUGGAAGCUCUGCUCUGCCUGGCAUGGAGUAGCACACCCCCUCUUGAAUCCCCCCCAUCCCAUCCUAUCAUCCUCCCUGUUGUGGCCUUCCCAUGACACCUUCUGGAAAGAUCGGGAUCCGGACCAUCUCUCGAUUCCUGCUCACAGCGAGUAGAAGCAUAGUUUCCUUGAGGCCUCUUGGCAGCCUUUCUGAGCUGAACACCCUGCCGAGAAACCUCCAAGCCUGGGGUGAGGGGUGGGGUGGGGAGGGGGGGUUCCAGAAGGCACUCUCUCUGCCCCGCUUCCACCUCCUGCUCCCCCCAUAAAAAACAUUCUUCAAAUCAGUGUCUUCAUCCCCCAGAAGAGAAAGAAGGGGAGCGUUAGAAGGGAGCUGUCCAGGCAGAAGUGCUGAAGCAGAGAGAGACGUUGCUCUAGCCAUCGGACGGACCGAGCUGCUUUAUACAGGAUGCUCCAAACCACCCAUCACCCUCUUUUACUUGGUCUUAAGGCCCUGAUCCAGAGCAUGCUUGUCCCUCAAGAGUAGAAACUCCUGUCUCUUGGUCUUUCUCAUGAGUAGACAAACUCGGUCUCUGGGCUUCUGCAUAGACGCAACUGCCACUUUCUUUCUGCCGGGUGGUGUGUGUGUGUGGGGGGUUUUUGGGGGGGGGACACCUGGAGGAAAGAGGUGGGGCAGUUCCUCAGGUGCAGGUGUUCUUGGGGGUGGGGGUAUUGCUUCUAGUUUCCCAUCCGGCCCACCCCAGGCAAUGGCAGGAGCCCUUUUUCCUUCUCUGUGGUUUUCUCCAAUUUUGAGGUUGUCCUGCUGGGGAGCGUAGUGGGGUCAGCCGUGCUUCUUUGGAGCCACCCAUGGCUAUUCCAUGGGCAACAUCGCCCCCUUUUCAUCUGAAACACAGGGCAGGUUGGAUUCCCUGGUCACGUCACAGAGGAAUCUCCAGGGAAGCUGGUCGGGGGGGGAGGGUAGUCUUGGGCCAGGGAGGAUUUCAGUAGGGUUGGGGUCAAACUCUCCACAUCCCGCAUGCGAUGCCUUCUUUUCUGCCUCGUUGUGAGUCAUCCUUUGCUCCUAAGCACUCCCCCCCCUCGCCCCCAUGGGUGGAAAAUAUCAAGGGAAGGAAACAGGAUCCGUGUCACCCUUUGGAGGAGCUGCUAAGAAAAAGGGGCAAAU
This is a messenger RNA of Pogona vitticeps (central bearded dragon), 4805 nucleotides long. NCBI's taxonomy places the organism in Eukaryota, Metazoa, Chordata, Lepidosauria, Squamata, Agamidae. The record is from RefSeq and is a predicted model, not a curated record.